Molecule: messenger RNA, 429 nt
Organism: Trichomonas vaginalis G3
Lineage: Eukaryota; Parabasalia; Trichomonadida; Trichomonadidae
Product: cyclin-dependent kinase inhibitor 2C-related family
Exons: 1
Coding region: 1-429 (142 amino acids)
Cellular component (GO): nucleus; cytoplasm
Molecular function (GO): protein binding
Source: RefSeq, a predicted model, not a curated record
AUGGCUCAACUACUUAUUUCUCACGGUGCAAAUAUCAAUGAAAAAGAUAAUUGUGGAAGAACAGCUGUUUAUAAAGUAGCCAUUAAAAAUAAUAAAGAAACAACCGAACUUCUUAUUUCCCAUGGUGCAAAUAUCAACGAAAAAGAUGAAGAUGGAAAAACAUCUCUUCAUUUUGCAGCCAUAAAUAAUAGUAAAGCGACAGCUGAACUUCUUAUUUCACAUGGCAUAAAUAUCAACAAAAAAGAUAAUUCUGGAAGAACAGCUCUUCAUUUUGCAACCAUUUAUAAUAGUAAAGAGAUAGCUGAACUUCUUAUUUCCCAUGGUGCAAAUAUCAAUGAAAAAGAUAAUUCUGGACAAACAGUUCUUCAUUUUGCAGCCAUUUAUAAUAGUAAAGAGACAGCUGAACUUCUUAUUUCACAGAAAGCAUAA